Molecule: messenger RNA, 4298 nt
Organism: Eriocheir sinensis (Chinese mitten crab)
Lineage: Eukaryota; Metazoa; Arthropoda; Malacostraca; Decapoda; Varunidae
Exons: 12
Coding region: 1-4179 (1392 amino acids)
Biological process (GO): monocarboxylic acid transport; transmembrane transport
Molecular function (GO): monocarboxylic acid transmembrane transporter activity
Source: RefSeq, a predicted model, not a curated record
AUGACAGCCACGACCACACCAGCCACAGGGGGGGCGGCAGGAGGGGCGGCAGGGGCGGCGGCAGGGGGGCCAAAAGAAGCCAAAGGGUGCCAGGGCCGCAGCUCCGAAAGAGGAGACAAGUGCCAGGACAUAAACGCCAACGAAAGACUCUGGGAUGGCGAUGAUGCAGGCGGCGACGGUGGUGGUGGUGGUGCUGCAGGUGGUGAUGAAAGGACGCCCACUCACCACAGCCACAGUGACAGGGUUAAAGAACGACACCAUCCCAGCAAGAGUCACCACCGCCUCGCGAGCAACCACAGCCGCCAAGAGAGACAUGGGGACAAGGCCGCUUACAAACUGGUGCCGCCCGACGGAGGCUGGGGCUGGAUGGUGGCACUGGGCACCUUCUUAAUCACGACGCUGCUGGUGAUGGUGUCACCCUGCUUCGGCGUCCUGUUCUCUGAGUACCUGCUGAACUCCGGCUCCUCCUCCACCACCACCGCCUGGAUCUUCAACUUGCAGUGCUUUCUGUGGAACGCCACCGCCCUCCUGACGCGGCCACUCACGCACGAGUUCGGGUGGCGCAUGGUGGGCAUGUGUGGCGCCGCAGUGGGCGCCACGGGGCUCAUGAUCUCCGCCUUUACCCCCAGCCCCGCCUUCCUCUUCUUCUCCUUCUCCUUGUUGACAGGUCUCGGCGGCGGCUUGGUGACCUGCCAGUGCUUCGUUAUCCUGCCGCUCUACUUCCAGCGGCGCCGCGGCCUCGCCAACGGCAUCAUGAUGAGCGGCAUCUGCAUGGGACAGUUAGUGGGGCCGCCCGUCGCCCGCUUCCUGCAGGCUUCCUACGGCUUCAAGGGCGCCACGCUCAUCAUCGGGGCCCUGCAGCUCAAUGCCUGCGUCGGCGCCUCCUUCUUCCACCCUCCCGAGUGGCACCAGAAGAAGGUGCUGGUGGAGGAGGAGCCGCAGGAGGACGCACCGGCCCUGCCCACCAAGGACAAGGCCGUCGGCCCGCCUGACCUGACCAACGGCCUGGUCCACUCGCCCUCUGAGGCGUCCUUCCCUGGCGGCGCCGCGGAAGGGGAGAUCGACGGCAGCCUUGCGGUAAAGGCCAGGCUUCUAUCGCGUCUUGAAGGGCGAAGGGCGAGCUGCUCCUCCUCUAGACGUUCGUCGAGGUACAACUCCACUUUGAGUCUUGCCUCCCUGGACGUGGGGAGCCUCGCAGCCCUGCCGAUGGAGGACGAGCCAAAAGAGGAGGAGGGCGACUUGGAGGGCCAGGGGGACAUCCUUCCAGUGAGGGUCGUGAGGUCACUUAUAGGGGACCUCGGUUCAGUGAAGUACAUGCGGGCGUGUAUCCUGUUUCUGGGCGCCACGAUGUGCAUUAACGGCUACCUCAACUUCCUAAUGAUGGUGCCCUUCGCCAUGGCGGAGGCCGGCCACUCCCCCGACACCGCGGCCUGGUCCAUCUCCGUGUGCGCGGGGUGCAACAUGGUGACGCGCUUCAUUGUCUCAACGCUCUCGGACUGGCCGCGCUUCAAGAGUUCGGUGGUGUACUCGAGUGCCUUCGCGCUCACCGCCUCCUGCAUGUUCGCCUUCACGUUCCUGUCCUCGGCGGAAGAGCUGAUGGCGGUCAUGGCGUUGUUCGGGUUCGGAGUCGGGUGCAACAUGGGACUCUACAACAUCGUCAUUAUGGAAGUGAUGGGCGUGGAGCGUCUCGCGCCUGUCUUCGGCACCACCUGCCUCUUCGUCGCCGUCGGGUUCAUCUGCAUUGGUCCAUUUAUAGGUUUCAUGAGGGACGUGACGCAGAGCUACGAUGUCAGCUUGCGUAUCACGGGCGGCAUGAUGCUGGUGGCGCUCACGGCCUGGCUCUUCAUGCCCCUCGCGAAGAAGGUGGACCGCCGCAGGGAGAAAGGCAAGACGCUGCUGGAGGCACUGAAGACUACAACAUCAUCAUCUAAAAGCACGAAGAGAGGUGGGGUGUGCACUGACAGUACAAAAAGAGAAGCCAUGACUGCAACAACCACAGUGGCAGAAGGUGCGGCAGGGGCAAAGGAGUGCCAGGAACACAGCACACGAAGAAGAGAUGAGUGCCAGGACACAUACAGCAAAGAAAUACACUGGAAUGACGAUGAAAACUGUUGUGGUGAUGGCGGCGCAAGAGGUGGUGAGGACAAGACACCCCAAAAACACCACCACCAUAGAAAGAGUCACCACCGCCUCUUGGACACCCACCGCCAGAAGAGCAGCGGGAACGAGGCCGCCUACAAGCUUGUGCCGCCCGACGGAGGCUGGGGCUGGAUGGUGGCACUGGGCACCUUCAUCAUUACGUCGCUGCUGCCGAUGCUGGGGCCCUGCUUCGGCGUCCUGUUCUCUGAGUACCUGCUGGGCGAAGGCUCCUCCUCCACGUUCACCGCAUGGAUCUUCAACGCGCAGGGCUUUCUCUGGAACACGAGUGGUUUUUUGACGCGGCCACUCACGCAGGAGUUCGGGUGGCGCAUCGUGGCCCUGACUGGCUCCGCGCUGGCUGCCUCGGGGCUCAUGAUCUCUGCCUUCACCCCAAGCCCCGCCUUCCUCUUCUUCUCUUUCUCCUUGUUGUCAGGGCUCGGCGGUGGCCUGGUGACCUGCCAGUGCUUCACCAUCCUGCCGCACUACUUUGCGCGGCGCCGAGGUCUCACCAACGGCAUCAUGAUGAGCGGCAUCUGCAUGGGACAGUUGGUGGGCCCACCCUUGGCCCGCUUCCUGCAGGCUUCCUACGGCUUCAGGGGCGCCACGCUCAUCAUCGGGGCCCUGCAGCUCAAUGCCUGCGUCGGCGCCUCCUUCUUCCACGCCCCCGAGUGGCACCAGAAGAAGGUGCUGGUGGAGGAGGAGCCGCAGGAGGACGCACCGGCCCUCCCCACCAAGGACAAGGCCGUCGGCCCGCCUGACCUGACCAACGGCCUGGUCCACUCGCCCUCUGAGGCAUCCUUCCCUGGCGGCGCCGCGGAAUGGGAGAUCGAUGGCAACCUUGCGGUAAGGGAGAAGCUUCUGGAGGGUCUUGGAAACCGAAGGGCGAGCUGGUCCUCCUCCAGGCGGUCGUCGAGGUACAACUCCAAGUUGAGUCUCUCCUUCAUAGACGUGGGAAGCCUCGCAGCCCUGCCUGUGGACGACGAGCCAGUAGAGGAGGUUGACAGGGCUGAGGGGCGGAGGGAUAUCCUUCCUGUGAGGGUCGUGAAGACAGUCAUAAGUGACCUCGGUGCUUUGAGAUCCCUGAGGGUGUGUCUCCUGUGCCUGGCCGACACGUUGGCUUACAAUGGCACCCUUAACUUCCUGAUGAUGGUGCCCUUCGCCAUGUUGGAGGCGGGCUUCUCCCUCGAUGCCGCGGCCUGGUGCCUCUCCGUGUCCGCGGGAUGCAACUUGGCGACGCGCUUCCUCGUCUGCGCCCUCUCCGACUGGCGGCACUCCAACAACAGACUUGUUUAUAUGUGCAGCUUCGUGAUCAUCGCCGCCCCAAUCCUCGCCUUCCCUCGCCUCAAGUCGGUGGACGGGCUGAUGGCGGCCAUGGUGGUGUUCGGGGUCGGCUUCGGGGCCAACAUGAGCCUCUUCAACAUCGUCAUUAUCGACGUGGUGGGCCUAGAGCACCUCGGCCCCGUCUUUGGCACCUCCUGUUUGUUUACAGCCGUUGGGUCCAUCUGCCUCGGUCUUUCUAUAGGCUUCAUGAGGGACGUGACGCAGAGCUACUCCGUCAGCAUGUCCAUCAUUGGCGGCAUGGUGCUAGUAGGGCUGUUAUGCUGGUUCUUCAUGGGGCUGGCGGAGAGGGUGGACCGCCGCAGGGAGGACGGCAAGGACACGUCAGGCAUCAUGAGGGACGUGACGCAGAGCUACUCCGUCAGCAUGUGGAUCAUUGGCGGCAUGGAGCUAGUAGGGUUCAUAGUAUGGUUAUUCAUGGACCUGGCGGAGAGGGUGGACCGCCGCAGGGAGGCCGCCUUCCCUCUCCUCAAGUCGGUGGACGGGCUGAUGGCGGCCAUGGUGGUGUUCGGGGUCGGCUUCGGGGCCAACAUGAGCCUCUUCAACAUCGUCAUUAUCGACGUGAUGGGCCUGGACCACCUCGGCCCCGUCUUUGGCACCUCCCUCCCGCCUCUACCCUCCCACUCAUGCCCUACCGCGCCCCUCCCAUUCCCCUCUCGCUUCAACCAUCCGUCCCUUCCAGCUCUUCCAUUCUCUCUGUAAAUCUUCACAUCACAUGUAACAGUUAGCUCAUGGUGAGUCUCCAAAGCCAACAAAGUAAUGAAGGGCAUCAGAUAGGGCCAAGACAUUCCUCACAUCCACCUGAUACGAGCCGAGGCAGG